Molecule: messenger RNA, 1340 nt
Organism: Aspergillus ruber CBS 135680
Lineage: Eukaryota; Fungi; Ascomycota; Eurotiomycetes; Eurotiales; Aspergillaceae
Exons: 2
Coding region: 258-1163 (301 amino acids)
Source: RefSeq, a predicted model, not a curated record
AAACAAUUGGGAUUCCAGAUCCAGAUUCUACACUUCCACUGACCUAACUGGGAAGGUCAAUGUCCACCGUAGAAAAAUGAGGGCCUCAUGGCAGCCGUAUUGAUUCGAACCGGUUUAGGAGUGCGAAAUAUCUGCUCUCAAAGCAUAUAAAAGCCGGCCGGAUUCUUCUUUUGCUCAACCAUCCUUCAUUCAUUUCACGCUCUUACUUCAGUCACUCUUUUCGUGAUCCUACCCGAGUCAUUCUCUACCAUAUCAAAAUGAAGGUCACUCUCAUCACUGCCCUCGCUGUCCUGGCCUCCUCGGUCGUUGCUGCCCCUGCUGGCAGCCUGCCCAUUGUUGGCGAGGCCACCAAGGCCCUCAACCUCGGAUCUUCCGCCUCCUCCGCCUCCUCUACUGUCCCGUCUGCCUCCUCCACUCCCUCCUCUUCUGUCUCCGGCGGCCAUCUCGUCCAGGAUGUUAGCAAGCCUGUCAACCAGAUCCUGAGCGUCGCUGGCCCCGACGCCAAGCAGCUGCUCAUCGAGCUCAGCCCUGAAGUUACCGCCCUCCUCUCCGGCCUCGGCCUGGCUGGCCUUGGUGGCCCCGUUGGCUCCAUCGUCGCCUCCGCUGCCAGCGUCGGUGACCUUGUCAAGGAUCUUGGCCCCAAGGUCGAGGGCCUCCUCACCGUCGUUGACAAGGACCUCGGCGCUCUGCUGAUCCAGCUCUCCCCCGAAGUUGCCGGUCUUGUUUCCGGUCUCGGUCUCCCCAACGUCGGCGUGCCCGUCGGCAGCGUCGUCACUACCGUUGGCCAGAACGUCAAGCGCGACGGCAAGGUCGUCCAGGACCUUGCCCCUAAGGUCCAGGACGUCCUUGAGGUUACUGGCCCCAACGCUGAGCGUCUUCUCGUUCAGCUGAGCCCCUCUAUCGCCUCGCUUCUUGCUGGCCUUGGUCUCCCCAGCGUUGGUACCCCCGUUGGUGAGAUUGUCAAGAAGGCUGGCUCAGUUGGUGAGCUUGUUAAGGACCUCGGUGCCCCUGUCAACAACCUUCUCACUGUUGUUGGCCAAGAUGGUGGUGCUCUCCUCAUCCAGCUCGCCCCUAGCGUUGCUGGUCUCCUCACUGGCCUUGGUCUGCCUGCUGUUGGCUCCUCUGUCGGCUCGGUCGUUGCCACUCUCGGUCAGAACCUGUAAAUGUUUUAUACCUCUAAAUGAGCUAGACGGCGCAACCUUCAUCGCCACCACAUGACAUGCCCAUCAACGACGCAUCAAAAAGUCGGACUUGGGAUAUAUAAGAGAGUUUCUCUUCUCUUUGAACCUUUCCGGCUGGAUAGAUAUUUUCCCUUGCAUUGUAUACAUCAUCUCACUUGC